Molecule: messenger RNA, 1622 nt
Organism: Nelumbo nucifera (sacred lotus)
Lineage: Eukaryota; Viridiplantae; Streptophyta; Magnoliopsida; Proteales; Nelumbonaceae
Product: dehydrodolichyl diphosphate synthase CPT3-like
Biological process (GO): polyprenol biosynthetic process
Cellular component (GO): endoplasmic reticulum
Molecular function (GO): ditrans,polycis-polyprenyl diphosphate synthase [(2E,6E)-farnesyl diphosphate specific] activity
Source: RefSeq, a predicted model, not a curated record
GACGGGUCGAGGUAGAAUUUUCUCUGUCUCGACGCCUCAGCGGUCAUCACUUGUGUCUCUUUCUGCAGUGAAGUUAGAUUUGCCGUCCUGAUACAAUAUCCAAUAUUCCUCUUGCACUGAACGCCAGGAGAGUAGGCCAGGGGCAAGUUUUAGGCUUUUAGCUUCCAAAAACGACUGGUAACCAGCAGGUCCGAAUGCAGAUAGGAGUUGUUGUUGCACACUAGAUGUUUGGGUUAUUGCAAAAGUGAAUAUUAAUGAGCUAAGAGGUAGAGCAAACAUAACCCUAUGUCCGCCUCAAGCCUGGGCCUGGGCUGCUAAUGCUGGCUCUCCGAACUGCAAGUCAAAGUUGGUUCGAAGGACAGAAUGGAUUUUAACAUGGAGAAUGGAAUUGGAAAAUUUCUUCGGUUGAUGUAUCAUAAGUUCGUAUCUUUCAUGGAUAGUACCCUGCAAAAGUUGUUUUUUGCACUUCUAUGUGUAGGUCCAAUCCCAUAUCACAUUGCCUUCAUCAUGGAUGGGAAUCGUAGAUAUGCCAAAUCCCGGAAAUUGGCACCUGGUGCUGGUCACAGAGCUGGGUUUUCUUCUUUGAUUCAGAUCCUUGAAUGUUGUUACAAGAUAGGUGUAAGGUAUGUAACUGUAUACGCUUUCAGCAUUGACAAUUUCAAGCGGGAUCCUAGUGAAGUUAAGUAUAUCAUGGAUUUAAUGAUGGAAAAGAUUGAUGAGUUGCUCAAGGAAGAGAGCAUUGUGAAUAGUCAUGGGGUUAGAAUUAAUUUCUCUGGGGAUUUGAAGCUCUUGCAUGAGCCUGUCAGACUAGCAGCUGAGAAGGCAAUGAGAGCUACUGCCAAGAACACCAAUGUAGUACUAUCGGUUUGUGUUGCCUAUACAUCUGCAAAUGAGAUUGUGCAUGCUGUUGAAGAAUCAUGUAAAGAAAAAUUAACCCAAGCUCAGGAAGCAAAUUCAAAUUUCAAUGGAAAAAAAGUAGAUAUUCUUGGUGGAUACAACAACCCUUUAUUGGAGGAAGAAUCUUGUAUUGCUUUGGCAGAUCUGGAGAGACACAUGUAUCUAUCUGAAUGUCCAGAUCCUGAUAUAUUGAUUCGGACUUCUGGUGAGACACGGCUGAGCAAUUUCCUUCUCUGGCAGACGACUUUCUGCUAUUUGCAUGUCCUAAAUGCAUCUUGGCCGGAGAUGUCUCCUUGGUGGCUGGGCUGGGUGAUCUUGCAUUACCAAAGGUCAAAGUCUUACAUAGAUAAGAAAAAGAAGCAGUCAUAAGUCUUCACUCCAUCAAAUAUUUACAUUUGUAGAUUGUACUAUGAAGCCCAAACCACAUAUAUCUUCUUUAUAAGUUUGAAAUCUAGUUGAGGUUAUUUAUCAAAGAAAAAAAAAGCUACUUGAGGUUUUUAAUUUCUUGUUCCCCUACUCUCAAGGAAAUUGUUUUUCUUGUCUUUUGCCUUUUCUUUUUCUUUUUUUGUUCAGUAGAAUUCUAUGUUACAUGUUUAUGAGUAUGUAUGUAUGUAUGUGACAAGAACUUGAACAAAGUUAUUGAGUUUACCAAAGUGUAGAAGGCCACUACCUAAUGCUGAUCCUGACAAUGAUUUGUGGGAGGGGUGGACUGGAUUUGGACCUAA